Molecule: messenger RNA, 1209 nt
Organism: Diversispora eburnea
Lineage: Eukaryota; Fungi; Glomeromycota; Glomeromycetes; Diversisporales; Diversisporaceae
Source: the annotation of a GenBank genome assembly
AUGUCUUCUCGCACUUUCACUCAAGAUCAUUACUUUACUCAAAAACAAUGUCAAGGACAACGUAAUUUUUUUAAAAAUUGUAUACCAGCAACUGCUCAUUUUAAUAUAGUACAACGACUUACUGCUGGAUUAUCAACUCUACAUAAUGAAAUAUAUGAAAAGAAACUGGAUAUAUCAUACAUAAACACGAAUUUAAAAGUCAAAGUAAAUAGACAAGAAUUCCAAAUUUUAGCGCGUCGAUAUCGUGUACUUAACAAAGUAGGAAACGGUACCUUUUCUCAAGUAGUAUGUGCUGAGGAUACUUAUUAUCCUGAGGGACGUCUAGUAGCCAUUAAAAUUAUGAUUCCCAGAUUUAAUUCCAUUGGCAUUCAGGCAACUAAUGAUAACACCCAUAUCAUUAGACUUUUGAAUACAUUUAUGUUUAAAAAUCAUUUUUGUAUGGUAUUUGAUUAUUAUGGAGGAGGUGUACCACAAAUUCAUCAUAUGGCGAAUGAACAAUAUAAACUAUUAGCCCUUCGUAAACUGGCGUGUCAACUCUUAAUUGCAUUGAUGUAUACAAGAAAACUGGGAAUCUUACAUGCAGAUCUCAAAUUAGAAAAUAUAAUCUGUACGGCAGUUAUUGAUUUUGGUAAUGCGAUGAGAAUUGAAGAAACCCAUAAAUAUUUUGACACUUUUAAUGUUCAAACACUUUCAUACAGAGCACCAGAGGUAAUUAUGGGACUACCUUUUGGAAUCGGAAUUGAUAUAUGGUCAUUUGGAUGCAUAAUAUGUCAAAUUUGGCUUGGACGUCCAAUAUUUAAUAGUUCUAACAAAUUAGGGAUUAUAAGAGAAAUCGAACAAUUUUUGGGUCCACUUCCAGUUUCGGUAUAUAAAUCUGGAAAAUAUUUUGCAGAUUAUAAUUCUAAUGGUAGCAUUAAACCACGGAACAUUGUUGAGAAUGAGAAUGUAUCACAUUCCACAAGAAUGGAAAACAUUCGUAGAUUACUUAAUACACGUGAUAUUAAUUUUGUUGGCUUCAUCGACUAUAUAUUUAAUUAUGAUCCGAUAAAAAGGCCAACUCCUUCAGAAUGUUUAUUUCAUCCAUUUUUUACAUCAUUGUUUCCCUUUAAACUUUUAUUUGAUAGCCAAUUAAUGACUACUGAAAUUAGAGAUACGUUUAUCGAUGAUGAUCAAAUCCAACGGAAAAAUGAACGUAAUGAAUACGAAUAA